This is a messenger RNA of Culex quinquefasciatus (southern house mosquito), 4836 nucleotides long. RefSeq lists its product as uncharacterized. The transcript is spliced from 3 exons. Gene Ontology annotation, molecular function: nucleic acid binding; RNA-DNA hybrid ribonuclease activity. Lineage: Eukaryota; Metazoa; Arthropoda; Insecta; Diptera; Culicidae. The record is from RefSeq and is a predicted model, not a curated record. Bases 1 to 4836 code for a protein of 1611 amino acids.
AUGCCUCCAAAGAAGGUUGCAAGUACGGUGAAAAAAGGAGCGGAGAAGGUGGUGGAGAAACCUACAGGGAAGAAAAAACCAGCGGUUGUUGAAAGUCCGACAGCAAACUCGGGCGGAAAGAAGAAGGUGGAUGGGACGGCUCGGUCCAGUUCGGCUCAGACAGGAGCAGCGGGUUCUCAAACAAGCGAAGCGGGUUCACAGACGUGUGCGUUGCUGGAAGAAGGAGAGGGAUCUCAGUCAUGCGUGACGGCGAUUACGGCGGUACCGGAACAAGCCCCGGUGGAAGAAGGGAAGUUUGUGUUCCUGGAGGUGUGCGACUACGAGAAGCCCUUUCCGAAGCAUGCGCUGGAGCUGGGAAAAGCUUUGCACGCCGCGGGAUUUAUCAGGAGCAAGGAGCUGACGAAGGUUGGAAGGUUCCGGUACAAGGUCGAGCUGCACGAAGCCAAAGACCGGCUGGACCUGUCAAGAAUCAACCUGUCCUCCCUCAAUCUGAAACUUUUCACACCAACAGCAAAGAAGCAGAUGAUAUGUUUCAUCCGAGGAGUUCCGUUGGAUUUCUCCGAAGACGAAAUCCAGGAGAUUCAGUGUGAGGCACAGGUUGUCAAGGUCGAACGCAUCAAGCGUAGAGGAGAGGGGGAAGAGCUGGUGGACACACCCAACCUCAAGGUAACGGUGCAAGGAACCGCCGUACCGAGAAUGGUCCGAAUCUUCGGAGUCAGUUUCAGAGCGGAGCAGUAUAUUUUUCCCGUCAAGCAAUGCAGAACAUGCUGGAGGUUCGGGCAUUCGAGCAAAGUGUGUUUCGGGAAUCCCAGAUGUCAAGCUUGCGGCAGGGUUCAUGUCACGGCCGGAGAAUGCAAGGAGAAGGUCUGCUGCAGAAACUGUCGGGGUAACCAUGAAGCCUCGGAUAAGAACUGUCCGGAACGCAAACGACGAGCAGACAUCUUCAGGACAAUGGCGAAGAAAAACGUUCCGUACGCAGAAGCGGAGAAGGAUCAUCCCAAAGAGUCCAACAGAUUUGGUCUGCUGGAGGAGGAUGAUGGCACAGGAGAGGGAACUUCCGGUUCUGGUUUCAGCUACGCGAAAGUGGCAAGGCAACGGCGGGCAGACAGGAGAAAUAGUGCUGAAACGGGUGCGUCGGAGGAGGAGUGGGUGCCAAACCAACGGGAGAGGAAUCGCAUGCCUGCAGAUUCGGCGACCGCGAUGGGCUCGCAAUUCGAAGGAAAUACCUACAGGGCUACGGACUUCGAGGCGUUCAUGGCACAAAUGCGGAUCCUCUUUCGUAACCAGCUACAAAGUUUCGGGUGGCUGGGCCCAAUCAAGAACCUUCGGAACAAACUUGUAGAUCGCCUGAAGCAGGACCGGACGGACAUCGAAACAGAUCAAAUUCUGAUUGGAGUACGGAAAGAAGGGUGGGGCGGUGUAGGAGUGCUGCUCAAAAGCGAAGCGGAGUACAAACAGCUAGAAUUCGCCGAGUACACCCACGUGGAGGUCGUGGGCGUGGAGGUUUUGUCUUACGGGGAUCCUGUCAAGCUGGUCUCCAUCUAUGUCCCUCCGGGAAGGCUCCCGGUUCAGCAGGUAAGAACAGAGCUGACGGACCUCUUCGGGGAACUAAACCAGCUCACAGGAAAAGUUGUAAUCGGUGGAGACUUCAACGCACAUCACCCGGAAUGGAGUCCGCUUUCCAAGUCCUGUCCCAGAGGUGCCCAUUUGAGUGAGCUGAUCGCGGACUCCAAGUUCUGUCUGAUGAACAAAGGAGAAUCAACGACCAUCGCCCUACCUGAUGAACGAGACUCGGCCAUUGACCUGACCUUGGUAUCUGCGAACCUAGCUCCGAAGGUCAGCUGGAGAGUUCAGGACGAAGAAUUUGGAAGCAAACACCUGGCGAUCUGGAUAGACAUCAAUUCAGCGAUACCUGUAGCGGAAAUCACAACAAAAAGGAUCAGCGAGGAAAGGUUUUUAGAGUUCUUCAGAGGAAUCACGCCGCAGUACAUCUACGACCCCAAGAAAUGCAAGAUGAACAAGAAAGCGAACUUCCUUAAGCCGUGGUGGACGGAAGAAAUUGACAAGCUGUACGAAAGGAAGAAGGCCGCGCUCAAAAUAUACAACCAGGUCAAGUCUAGGUCGAACUACAUUCUCCUCCAAAAGGAACGGGCCAUCUUCAAGGGACAUGCCAGACGGGCGAAGAGGGAGUAUAAUCUGGAACUGUCCGAGAAGAUCGACGAAGGGACUCCGGCGAGGCAGCUCUGGAACAUUGUUCGGGGCAUAGACACCGCCCUAACUGAUAACUGCCGCAAGCGGACAUCCAUCUCACUGGAGAAAGGUAAACAGUUCAUGAGCUACUACUACGACAACAAACUCCAGGAGGUCCCUCUCCCGAUCGCGAUCGCGGAUCCAGAAAUGGAACUCUUCGAUGCCCCGCUUUCGGUCGAUGAACUGCUCGAAAACCUACACAAGAAAAAAUCGUAUUCCGCACCUGGUGUUAACCGGAUCUCGUACAAACUGCUGCAAAAAAUGGACUUCAACUUCCAAGUGAAAAUCUGUGAGAUGCUGUCCAAGGUAUACCAGGCGAAGGUGUUGCCCGACACAUGGAGGCUGACGGAAGUCAGACCGAUUCCGAAGAAGGGUGCGGAUCCGGACAGGCCAAACUCCAGAAGACCGAUAGCGCUGAUGAACGUGGAGCUCAAGCUGAUCAACGCCGUAGUGAAGGAUCGUCUCAACCAAAUUGCUGAGGCCAAGAAGAUCAUCCCGGAUCGCUCUUUCGGAUUCAGGAAACGGAUGUCAUCUACUACAUGCGUCAACUACGUGGUGAACGCGAUCAAAGAGGUGCAGGAUAGCGGGCGGGAGGUGAUGGUUGCAUUCUUGGACGUAAGCAUGGCCUAUGACUCUGUAAGAACCGAUCUGCUGCUGGAGACGCUAGCCCGCUAUAAAGUCCCGCAGCAGAUUCUGACGUGGCUACACGAGUAUCUACGGAAAAGGACCAUCACACUCAACACGACUGAGGGGGAAAUCACGGUAGAGGUUAGUGAAGGGCUGCCCCAAGGAUGUCCAGCAGCGCCAACUUGUUUCAACUACUAUACGGCACCGCUUCACGAACUCUCCAACGAGCGAUGUGAACUGGUUCAGUACGCGGAUGACUUUGCGGUGAUCGCCUCCGGUCGUUCCGUGGAAGAAGCCGCAGAAAAUCUCGCGUCCUUUCUCAACGUGCUGGUCGACAAACUUGGUGAGCUGAAUCUACGAGUGAGUAGCCAGAAAUCAGCGGUAAUCCCAUUUACUAGGAAAAGAGUGGACCACAUCAAGAUCAAAGUAAAAGGGAACUUGAUUGAGAUGGUCAACACUCACAUGUACUUAGGGUACACGCUGGAUCGAGUGCUGAGCCACAGAAAGCACAUCAUGAACGUGAGGCACAAAGCGAGUGAGAAGCUCGGUCUAGUCAAGAUGCUGGCCAGGAAGUCUGGACGUGCACAUCCAGCCACGAUCAUCAAAAUUGGGAAUGCUAUUAUCCGUAGCAGGAUGGAAUACGGAUGUACAAUAUACGGAAACGCCGCCAAGACGAACCUCUCGAAGCUCCAAACACUACAAAACUCCUACAUCCGGAUUGCCAUGAACUAUCUACGCAGCACACCAAUCCAGAUCAUCUUGGCAGACAGCGGGCAAAUCCCUAUGUGUCUGAGGUUUGAGGCGCUGGCAAAGAGGGAGCUCGUACGCAGUGUGUACUUUAGAACACCGUUGUUGAAGUUCAUAAGCAGCUCGCUGGACAAGGAAAUCCCGAACGGCUCAUACAUCACCGAGAUCGCGGACAAGCAUGCGGACCUGGUGUACUUGGUGCACCCCUCGGACAAGAACCGAGCGCGGGAAAUGUACCUAUCUGCAGGUGUUGAGUUUGAGCACAUCGUCAGACCGGAACUGGGAGGGAAAAGCGAUAAGAAGGAAAAGAUCAAUCCUGCGGUUUGGAGAGCAGUUUGUGCAGAGGAGUUGAACAACCGAUACAAAUAUUUCGUAAAAAUAUACACGGACGCUUCAAAAACAUCGACGGGGACAGCAAUAGCAGUUUACGACCAACAAGAUGAAGAGAUCCUAGCAGAAAAGAUUAACGACAACUCGUGCAUCUCCAACGCGGAACUUCUGGGGCUUCUCAAGGCCUUGGAAAUGAUUAAGAGAAAGAAGUACAAGAAAGCGGUGAUCCUCACCGACAGCCGAAGUGCCUGCCUGCUUCUGCUGAACAAGAAGAACCUCGAGGAGAAUUACGUGGCCUGGGAAAUCUACAAAGAACUCAAAAGUGCAGCAGGACAAAACAUUAAAAUCCAAUGGAUUCCAAGUCACUGCGGCAUACCUGGAAACGAAACAGCUGACUUGGCAGCAAAACAAAAAACGGUAGGCCCACAAACAUUCCCAACCGGGAUCACACUUGGAGACUGUAUCAUCCUGAGCAAAAAGGAAAUCUGGUGCGAAUGGACAGCGAAGUACAAAGAAGAGUCAAAAGAAAAGGGAAAAUGGCACUACGUAUUCCAGAAGAACCCUGGACGUCAAAUUUGGACCAGCAACCUGAACCUAAACCCGGAACAAAUAAGGAUCCUCAACCGAGUCAGGAGCGGCCACACACUCACCAAGGAAAGAAGGAAGCUGUGGGCUCUGGAAGAAGACGAACUCUGCGAAUUCUGCGAGGAAGUAGAAAAUCUGAAGCAUGUGCUGUACGAUUGCCCCAAGUACAACAACAUAAGAUCAAAAUACAACGCGCUGGAAUACAUGAAACCACUUGCACAAAUCUUCGAAGAAGACUGUGAGCAAAGCAUGAAAGAAGUAGUGAGAUUCAUCAAAGAAGCCAACAUCCAAGUCUGA